AUAUGUAGAUCCGCCUACCAACGUCACCGCCUACAACGAACUAACUACUUCCGCUUUCGGUUUGUCUUAUCUUAUUAUAAUUAUUUGUAAAAUGUCUCGACAAACGUCACAAAGGGAAGAUCGCGACGGUCAGGGUAACGGAGACCCAAUAAAACUGAUGCUUGAAGAUAAAACUUUAAUGGACAAAUGCGUUGCAGACGGUAUUGUCGUCGAGUCUGCCAAGGACGAGUACAAUUUGCUUCAAACGAAAUCUAAGCUGAGCUUGGACUCGCACCCGGCAGUAGUUUUUAAUUUUAAGUUAGGUGAAAAAGAAAUGAAGAAGAAUAGAGAAAAGUUCCACGAACUUCUUCAAGUCAUCAAAUUGUGCAAAGGUGAUAAGAGUGAAGAAAUGAACGAAUUCAAUAGCUUGAUGCCUUCUUACCACAUGUGGCAGUCUAAAAGUUUGAUCCAAUCCCAGCUCAAGAAGUCUGAGGGAGAACCAGUCAAAAGACGACCAGGGAGGGUAAAGAGAAAUACCUCCAAGAGGUACAGCAUGACAGUAAGGGUGUCGGGACAGGUGCAUGACACACCCACCACCAAAGACUUCCCAAGAGAAUGGUUAAGCUUGUCAAAAGAGACAGAGGAAAAUAAAAAAUUAAAGAAAGAAAAUGAAAUGCUCCAAGUGCAAGUUAACGAAUUAACAACAAGGUUGAGCAAAAUUGCCAGCGACAAGCUCACCGACGGAAACCCAAAUUUUGCCGAUCUCAGUGACAGGAACAGACCGACAAAAAUAGGGGAGAAGUUCGGGAUGGUUUACGAUGAGGAAUGGAGCGAGGCAUACGAUGAAAUAAAAAACCUGCACAGGGAUCAGACAGACGAGGGCGUGUACGAAAUUCUGUUGAACAUCGUUAUGGUUGGAAUGAAAUUCUGCCAAGAAGUAGCAAAGUCACAGAUAUCUUCCAUCGAAAGUGGGAUGAGCGAACCGAUGCUGCGUCCACAGUGGCUGUGUGAUGGGAAGGAGUACUCGGUAGAAGAAAUGGUAGCAGACCCCAGAUUUAAGACAACACUGAAAAAAUUUGCCAAAGAUUUUCGGCGGGGUGCAUCCACAUCAUCCAUCAGUCCCCUGUGUACGAUAUUCAAAGAUGCUAAACUGAAAGAAAUUUUGGACUGGGAUGUGUAUAAGAUGGACAGCUUGAACCUCUACAUUGACGCGUGUAUCGAGUGCUUGUGGUUAAUGUGUGUGCAGGAUCCUCCAAUGCACAUCACGUGGUUAACGAAAGGCGCCAAAUACGAUCCUGCGCAUUUCAAUAUGUUCAUGACGAAAGGGAAAGAUGUGGAAUACACGGUGUGGCCAGCCGUUUUCCUGUACAAGGACGGACCACUGGUAACCAAGGGUUAUGUCAGAUUGAAAUGAAGAUACUGCAAUCACGUGAUCAUAUUGUUUCCUUCAUUCUAACCAGACUGUUAGUCAAACCAGACUUUUUUGUAUGAUUGUUCUUUUGCAUAAUAUAUUUUGAUUAUUGUUAUAUUUCGAGUACGGCAAAUUCACUGGUAUUAAACUGAUGAUGGUAACGAUCGUUACUAUCAUCCCAAGAUGGCGGAAGGAAAUUCCGGAAAGACCACAUUUACUUAUUAUAUCUAUUUGUAUUGUUUAUUUGCGAAUGAUAUGUAGGUAAGAAAUAUCAUACACUAGCAACAAUUACGAUCAGUUGUUAUUUUAUCUUUUAUACGACUCAUAUGAACAGAAAAUUCGUCGUUGAAAAAACAGCAAUGAUGAUAGUAACGAAAGUUUUACGUUACUAUCAUCAUUCAUUCCGUUACUAUCAUCCUCGCUGUUAACGACGAAUUUUUGUUCAUAUGAGCCGUAUAAAAGACACAAUAACACCUAAUUGUAAUUGUUUUUAGUGUAUGAUAUUUCUUAUCUACAUAUCAUUUGUAAAUAAACAAUACAAAUAGAUAUAAUAAGUAAAUGUGGUCUUUCCUGAAUUUUCUUCCGCCAUCUUUGGAUGAUAGUAACGAUCGUUACUAGGCCUAUCAUCAGUUUAAUACCAGUGAAAUUUAUAACGUCACAAAAACAUCAUCGUCAUCGGAUGUACCCAUAAUUGAUUUCGUCUUUUUACUCAUCAUAUCCUGGAAAAAGAUCGCAGAUUAUUGAAAUUCUUGGAUUAUUUCAUCGGAACACCCCAGCGAGAUUUGAAGGAGUUCAAAAUUAGUUAGAAUUCGUAGCGAUAACUGCUUCCUGCAAUGUACCACAGUGGACAAGAUUUGACAUUCGAUUCUUUUCAAUCUCCCUGCCGUGAUGGUUUUGUUGUGUACGAUCUCUUUAAAAAGGAGCUGGGGUUUUUUUUUUUUAAGAAAAUAUUUCAUAGACAAAUGUUAUUGCAUUGUAAAUAUUGAAAGGAAUCCGUUUUGUUUGAGCAGUAAUCUAUGAUGUAAGGAAUAUAAGCCAGACUACUUAUCUGUAUACCCUAGUUGAGCCUUGUUGUUUGAGCUCCUAUUUACAUGUAAUGGUGUCCAAUCCACGGGUCUGCAAAAUUUUCGGACUGACUUUUCAAAGGUAAUGACUACGACAUCAACUAUAGGCAUCCGUCUGGGCGCGGAAGGAAUUUAGCAACUGUUCUAUGAAAUGAAGCGAACGUUAUUGUAUUUCUGACUCUUUUUUCGUCGUGUUUUGGGACCCUAACGCCAAACGUAGUUACAUGGUUUUGAGGGGUAUUGUUUUAUGCUGUUUUUGUUUUCGAGGAGUAUUGUUUUAUGCUGUUAUUGUUUAAUGAUUUUGAGGGGUAUAUUGUUUUAUGCUGUUUUUGUUUAAAUUGCAGUACGUUAAUUACAUAUAAUUCCAAUGUUAUUUAUUACAAUUGUUUUGAUUGGACAAAAAUAAAGCUGUUCAAGAGUU
This is a messenger RNA of Ostrea edulis (European flat oyster), 2875 nucleotides long. RefSeq lists its product as uncharacterized. The record is from RefSeq and is a predicted model, not a curated record. NCBI's taxonomy places the organism in Eukaryota, Metazoa, Mollusca, Bivalvia, Ostreida, Ostreidae. The transcript is spliced from 7 exons. Bases 92 to 1393 code for a protein of 433 amino acids.